Drosophila teissieri is the source of this 461-nucleotide messenger RNA. RefSeq lists its product as uncharacterized. Lineage: Eukaryota; Metazoa; Arthropoda; Insecta; Diptera; Drosophilidae. The transcript has 2 exons. The record is from RefSeq and is a predicted model, not a curated record. The coding region runs from base 103 to 375 and encodes 90 amino acids.
CAAGCUUUGAAAAAGAAACUAAAGUUUUUACUCAUAUCGUUGGCUGGAAAUAUAUAUUACACAAACUACUAUAAUUUACAAUAGUUACAUUACAUUUGAGCAAUGGCUGAUGGAUUGAAUUUUACGGUGGUUCGGUGGUUCGAGUUUCCGCCAGGUGCUAUAGAAUACUCCAGUACUGAGGGCUACCCAAGUUCCUCGGAGGUCCCUCUACCAAGUAUCCUGAUGUCGGGCAUCAUGGUCCUUGGUCAGAUGAUCUGGUUUAGAUUGAGCUCCAAGUGGGGAACAGUGAAAGGAAGCGAUCUAAGGCGGAAAUCCCGGAAUGAUGUAAUCUCGCGUCAAAAGCAGCAAACACGUCCAUUGAUUGAAAGUAUUUAAUGCUCGUGUAAAACACUGCUUUAUUUGGAUCUAUAAAGAAUAUACUUCCGGAGUGUAUUUCAUUUUGCAUCGUGGUUUCGAAACAA